CUGGUCGAGAUAUGGAGAUCUCACGACGUCCUAACCUGGUUACGGCCGAGGGGUUCAACCAAUCAGCGAACAGCAAUCCCAUUUGUCAUAUUUGCACAUUACGAAGACUCGUGAAGCACGCAAGUCUCAAUUUGUACAACAAUCCACCACAUUCGACUUUCUAGACACGAUUCGUGAGAUCCCAGAGACGGUUCCAUCGUUAUGCCCUUGUACGACAUCGAAUACGUCAUCCCCAUGACGGACAGCCAACAAGAAGCUUUAGCAAAGGCAUUUACAGCAAUCCAUUGUACGCGGUUCCACACGCCAUCCUUCUUCAUCAACGUGCGCUUCACGGACGUAUCCUCGCAGAAGGUCUACAGAGGUGGAGUACUCCGCUACUACAACCGAGCCAUCCUACGGACUCGAGUUAGUGAGACCCGCACUCGUGAACAGUAUGGCGAGCACUGUCGAGAGCUCAUGAAAGCCUGGGAUGAGAUCCUGAGCUCUGAGAUCAUUGAUAGCAAGCACGAGAAGACUUUAAGGACAGUCUGGAUCAUGGGAGCAUUGACGACGGCGGUGGAAAUGGGUUUCCAGCGACCCGCAGCCGGCGAGGAGAUAGAGUGGCUGCAAAACAAUAAAGCAGAGUUCGAGAAGUUGGCCGCGGAAGGUGACGAGGAUAUGCAGCAGCUCAUGGUUGAACUGCAGACGCGCGACGAUUUUGCGGCGGUUCUCCGCUAGACCUAUAACAUAU
Molecule: messenger RNA, 730 nt
Organism: Boeremia exigua
Lineage: Eukaryota; Fungi; Ascomycota; Dothideomycetes; Pleosporales; Didymellaceae
Exons: 1
Coding region: 202-717 (171 amino acids)
Source: RefSeq, a predicted model, not a curated record